Messenger RNA from Vollenhovia emeryi, 797 nucleotides. RefSeq lists its product as uncharacterized. The transcript has 2 exons. The record is from RefSeq and is a predicted model, not a curated record. The coding region runs from base 1 to 588 and encodes 195 amino acids. NCBI's taxonomy places the organism in Eukaryota, Metazoa, Arthropoda, Insecta, Hymenoptera, Formicidae.
AUGCAUUGCGACAGUGACAGUUCGGUAGUUUGCACAGACAGUCAGUAUAAAUGGCAGAUAACUUUAUCCUCGAAAAAUUGCACGAUCAAGAAACAUUUCGAAGGUUGGCAGGUAGGCAUCGUCGAUAGAGAAUUCAUUACAGAUAUAUCCAUUACUUAUAUUUCGUCACAAAAUGCCAUCAACGGCGAAAAAGAUUUGCGAUUGACUUUAACAGUUCCAAAGUUGGAGAUUAAUUCGCAAUGCACAGUCGAGACGACCAAAACCGCGGAUGCCGAGAUUUGUUGCAAUCGCGAGGACCUCGAAGAAUUGUUAGAAGCGGAGGACGAAGAUAGCGAUCGGGCAGGCGGAAACAUAAUACUGACAGAUUAUUUGAAAUUGAUAAGAAAUGACGAAACCAGAAUAAAUCUCCUGCUAAAAAUUUUGACGAAAGCCGUGAACGAGCAUAAAUGCUAUGUGAUUUGCGGCACGUUUCCGGCUCUGAGGAAACCGAUGACGGGCAGAGGCUGGAUCGAGAAAAGAGCUAUUAGGAAAAUGAUGUCAAUCGCCCCUAAUGCGUACGAAGGUCGUAUGUUUUAUUUCGACUCGUAGUCGUUAAGUCAAUUUGAAAGCCGGUGUCUCACUUUCAGACGGUUUACUGCAAAUAGAAAAAUUGCUCCGGACUCCUGCGAAUUUUAUAUGGUAUAUAAAUAAGAGACCUAUCGCAAGAACGAACGAUCAGAUAAUCGUGAAUAAAUUCGCUGGUAGUUAUUUUACGUCCAAGGUAAUUUGAUUCUUAAACGCAUACGAAUUGCAGAGUG